Rana temporaria (common frog) is the source of this 2491-nucleotide messenger RNA. Its product is annotated as meprin A subunit beta-like. Gene Ontology annotation, molecular function: metalloendopeptidase activity; zinc ion binding; protein binding. Gene Ontology annotation, biological process: proteolysis. The record is from RefSeq and is a predicted model, not a curated record. Lineage: Eukaryota; Metazoa; Chordata; Amphibia; Anura; Ranidae. The transcript is spliced from 15 exons. The coding region runs from base 29 to 2326 and encodes 765 amino acids. Gene Ontology annotation, cellular component: membrane.
CUUAACAGAUACCACUCUCCACUAGGAAAUGCACAGCAGAAGGGCUGUCAUGGAGUUAGUCACUGUUCGGCUGUGUUUGCUCCUUGUUUAUUCUGCCAUUGGUCUGGCUUUUCAGGAAAUCUUAGUUGAUGUGGAUGCUGGAAAAGACAAGGACAUUUUUGACAUCAAUCAAGCACAGGGACUGAAUCUGUUCGAAGGAGACAUCCAACUUGCUACAAAUGAAAGAAACUCGAUCAUUGGUGACAAUUAUCGGUGGCCAAUACCAGUUCCAUACUACUUAGAGGACAGCUUAGACAUCAAUACGAAAGCACUUGUCUUAGAAGCUUUCGAACGUUACCGACUCAAAUCUUGCAUAGACUUCAAACCUUGGGAGGGAGAACCCAAUUACAUCUCAGUAUUCAAGGAAAGUGGAUGUUGGUCCUAUAUUGGGAAUUUACGUAGGGGAAAGCAGCAACUUUCGCUUGGUGCCAACUGUGACAGAAUAGCGACAAUUCAGCAUGAGUUUCUCCAUUCUCUGGGGUUUUGGCAUGAACAAUCACGGGCUGACCGAGAUGACUACGUCACAAUUGUGUGGGACAGAAUCCUGAGUGGACGAGAAGGCAAUUUCAAUAAAUAUAAUGAUACUCGGUCCAGCUCUCUAAAUGUUCCAUAUGACUACACAUCAGUUAUGCAUUAUGGUAAGACAGCCUUUCAAAUUGCCAGUGAACCCACCAUUGUAACGCGGAUAGAAUCCUUCAGUGAUGUCAUUGGACAAAGAAUGGAUUUCAGUGACUACGAUCUUGAAAAGCUUAAUCGUUUGUAUAACUGUUCUAAUUUUCUCACUUUCCUGGACACUUGUGAUUUUGAGUACAACAACAUCUGUGGAAUGAUACAAGGUACAGGAGAUAAUGCAGAUUGGGAGCAUGUCCUUCAAAACUCUACUGCACGGUCUGGACCCAGUACUGAUCACACUAACCUAGGGAAAUGCAAAGACAGUGGGUAUUUCAUGCACCUCAGCACCAGCACACUAAAUACAGGAGAUACAGGACUAUUGGAAAGUCGACUUUUUUACCCAAAGAGAGGAUUUCAGUGCUUGGAAUUCUUCUACUUCCACAAUGGUGAUGUAUCUGACCGCCUGAACAUCUGGAUCAGAGAAUACACAGAUGCCUUUCCAAACGGCACACUGACAUUUGUCACCACAGUCGAUGCUCAGCCCGCAAACUAUUGGCAGCUGUACCAUGUGUCUCUAGUCGCAAGCACAAAGUUCCGCGUUGUCUUUGAAGGAGUAAAAGGAAAUGGAAACUCCAAUGGAGGUUUUUCGAUUGAUGAUAUUAAUUUAUCCGAGGCUAAAUGCCCACAUUUUAUUUGGCACAUCCAAAACUUUGAAAACCAGCUCAAUAAUGUAACUCUUAGACUUUACAGUCCUCCCUUUUAUUCCAAAGAUGGGUAUGCUUUCCAGGUGCAGCUUAGAGCUACUGCCUCUCCUGAUAAGUUCCAUGACCUGGCAAUAUAUUUUCAUCUUAUUUCUGGAGAGAAUGACAACAAAUUGCAGUGGCCAUGUUCCCUAAGACAGGCAUCCAUGACACUGAUGGAUCAAAAUCCAGAUAUUCGGAAGCGUAUGAACAAUCUAAGGAGCAUUACCACAGAUCCCUACCAACUAACAGAUAAUGGAUUUUUUUGGGAUAAACCUGAGAUAGUAGGAACCAAUGCUUCCUUCUCUAAUGGAACGCAGUUUUUCCGUGGACCUGGAUAUGGAACAUCAGCAUAUAUCACACAUGACAGGGUACAUAGCAGAGAUUUUCUAAAAGGGGGUGAUGCAUUCCUUCUUAUAACAGUAGAAGAUGUAACUCAUCUAAAUACAACUCAGCCAGCUGCUCCGUCUACUACUACUAGACCAACCACAACAGGAACAGAAACAACAACUACCACAAUAACACCAGGAACAACUACCACCACAAGAGCACCAGGAACAACCACCACCACAAAAGGAACAGCAACAACCACCACCACAACACCGGGAACAGGAACAACCACCACCACAACACCAGGAACAACCACCACUACAACAGAUAGUUUCUGUGCAAAUGAUACCUGUGACAAUGAUGGCAUCUGUAUUACUGAGAAUAACAAGCCAGUCUGCAGGUGUAAAGUUACGAAAGACUGGUGGUAUGUGGGAGACAGAUGUGAAACCAAAGUUUCCAGCCAAGACACAACGGUGAUUGCCGUGGCGUCUUCUGUCACCAUAUUUGUCGUCAUGUUAGGAGUCACACUUGUCACUGCGUACUGCUUGAAGAAGAAGCACAAAAAACAACUUGCAGGGUCUGAAGAUUUACAAAUUUCCUUGUGAGCCUCUUCCAUGAUAGAUCAUCAAGUAUAUGUUUACUCUAAUGGCUUCAGUGAAGAACCAACAUUACUGAACUUCAAGCAAAUAUAAACUGCCACUAAUUAGCCUAGUUAUGUAUUCAUUAAUCAUAAAAAAAAUAUAUUUAAAGUAAACUUUUCAUAAAAGGAA